Molecule: messenger RNA, 270 nt
Organism: Knipowitschia caucasica
Lineage: Eukaryota; Metazoa; Chordata; Actinopteri; Gobiiformes; Gobiidae
Source: the annotation of a GenBank genome assembly
AUGAGCAGGUGUGGGGACCGGGCCGAGCUGAGCCGGUCCGUGCUCGGCUCUAAACCUCUGAAAAUCUGGAGGCCAGACCGACUGGACCAGGCCUCAGACUGGACCAGGCCUCAGACUGGACCAGGCCAGACCGACUGGACCAGGCCUCAGACUGAACCAGGACUCAGACUGGACCAGGCCUCAGACUGGACCAGGCCUCAGACUGGACCAGGCCAGACCGACUGGACCAGGCCUCAGACUGAACCAGGACUCAGACUGGACCAGGCCUGA